AUGAUUGCUCACCGGAGCGAUGCACUACGAGCCGAUGACUUCACACAUCGAGGAGCGAUCACGUUCGAUGGCCGUAAUAUUCGUCAACUAAUGGUUGAAGGCUUACAUGAACUUGUUGAUUUCCUAUUGGUGAUGCAAUUCGAUGACACUCGUGUUUACAUGGCGAUUUGCUCACUUUUCUCGUUGAUCGUUUUCUGUAACGCUUCAACUCCUGCUUUAUACGAACAAUGUUUGGCGCAGUUCGUUGCGAUGCGCGAAGUCUACUCGGAUCCUCUCCGAGGUAAAAAAGCCAAUAUCGACGAUGUGGUGCGCAAUUGCCUCAGUCUACUUCAUCGACAGCGUUUAGUAGUCGAUCAAACACAACGAGUAUCAUUCAAUAAAUCUCAUCUUAUCGUGAUGAAAGAUCUGGUUAGACUCGCAACGAGUCCGUAUGAAAUUGUGCGUCGUGCCGCAGGUAUAGUGCUGGCGAGUUUUUUCCAAACGUUCCAAUUUUCAUAUAUACUACUGUUGGAAGACGUUCUCAAAUUCAUGGAUCCCACAGCAAAGAAUGUCUCUGAAAAAGAUUUUAAGGGUGCUCUACAAGUUCUGUGUACUGGCCAGUUCUUUAUUGAACGUGAUUGGCCAACACUGAAUCGCAUUCUUCCGGAACUGGUCAAGGCGAAUUACGCGGACAAACCGGAUAUCCUUGAGAUGCUUAAAGCCAUUGAGGUGCUUGCAGUAUCCGGUUGGAAGUGGAUGCCAAUCAAAAUUGAGAUAUCAAAAGAGUUGGUUGCGUUGAGCAAAAACUUUUGGGAUGUUUCGAAGGGAACAAUCAAACCGGAAUAUCCGACGAUAUCAGCCGAACGAGAGGCCAAGGCUAUCGCUAAGCUUGCUGAAAAAUCGAAACGCAACGAAAAGUAA
Molecule: messenger RNA, 900 nt
Organism: Anisakis simplex (herring worm)
Lineage: Eukaryota; Metazoa; Nematoda; Chromadorea; Rhabditida; Anisakidae
Source: the annotation of a GenBank genome assembly